Malaclemys terrapin pileata is the source of this 7336-nucleotide messenger RNA. RefSeq names its product transmembrane protein 62 (gene TMEM62). Bases 3942 to 5249 code for a protein of 435 amino acids. Gene Ontology annotation, molecular function: hydrolase activity. Lineage: Eukaryota; Metazoa; Chordata; Testudines; Emydidae. The transcript is spliced from 10 exons. The record is from RefSeq and is a predicted model, not a curated record.
UGUUGGUAUCAGCCCCUUAGAAGCUUUAAAAUAAAAAAUGCUUUCCUUCCCAAUUCUGUCCUUUUUGAUUUGUUAAACAUGUUCCUUGUGUGUUUUUCUUUUUUGUUUAUGUUCUUAUUUGUGCAGGAGCAUCAUCAGUUAUGUUGAGAAGAUGUGGUACUGCAGUCCAUGAAGCUUAUGUGAAAGAUAGUUUUUCAUGAUGCCUCAGCAGCUUCUUAUCAGCUUUUUCGUCAUGCACCGGAGGAUGGGAGAAAAAAAGGGAGUUGGAUACAGAUAAAGAACAGAAACAGGGAGUGGAGACUGCAAGUCUCCAUAUGUCCAAACAAACCGUUCCUAGUACAUUUGGUACAAGAAUAUGGCCCCCCCUUUAUCUCAUUCUUUGAAGCCCAAGCAAGCAUGUCCUCAUGUUUCACAGAGAGACAGGAAUGGCCCAGCAACUACAGUUAGCCUAACUUUGGCUAAGCUGGCCAAACAACCUGUUCUAUACUCCAUUUUCCUUGGACCUAACAUUCUGGAAUUUCUCCAUGUAUAGACAAGGCCUAAGUAAGUUAAUGUUUGUAAAGCACUUGGAGAUAGUUGUAGGAAAGGUGCUAUAACAGUGCAAAAUACAGUAUUAUUGUUCCUAUUGAUUGUUCUAAUUCAUGCUGGAUGCAGUAGCUUUGCAGACAGAAUUCAAGAUGAGACUCUUUAUUUCUGAGUCUGAUCUCUUGUUCUUGACUGCAGUGAAUUAAGCACGCUUUUACUUUAUGAGCAAGAAACUGAGAGUAAGAAGAGUGUCAUUUGCAAACAUUUGGAUAAAACUGUUGGAUUGAGAAAAAAUAGGUAGUUCAGGAUCAGUGAAUAUCUGUUGCUAUGUUGUUGAUUAAAGCCACAGGUUUUAAAGAUGUAUCUAUGAUUUUAUCAGUGACUUGAUUGUACACCUGGGAUUUUUAACAAGGAUGCAGAAAAUACACAAAUCCUUCAAGGCAAAUGAAAUAUUAGCUGUAGCUACUAAAGCAUUGUUACCUAAUUUGACAUCCAGAAUUCAUCCCAUUUUUGUACGAUUAUAACUCCGAUUCUCUCUUCUCCACUCAUGUGUUGCAACAUUUACCUUCAGGUGAAAAGGCAGAAAAAUAUAUUGUCUGUCCUCCUGGACUCCUGAAAGGGCACUUGCAAAGGUGGAAAACCAAUGGGCUUAUGUCCUGUGGUUUUUUUUUUUUUCUGACUUUUUUACAUGAGAAAUUGAGGUGUUAUCAAUCCUGGAAGUCUCUCUGAACUCUGAUAAUUGGGGAACUUGUGAAAUUUUAUCACAAGAGUCAAGAGAUUGAAAGCUGAACAACUAAGGGAAGGGAAUUUUAGUCACUAUUUAAAACUUUUUGUUUAAUAUUUUAACUCCAAUGUCAAACAUUUUGGAAAAAGAAUGUCUCUGUUAAAGAUUCAGCACCUAUGCCCCUUCAAGUAAGGCGUUAGAGGUGACAGUGCACAUUCUCUGAGCCCUUUCAUCCCUACAGUAGGUCCCUGGCAGUACCAAAGAUGACCAGACUUGAUACUUCUAAGGUAAAAAAUAAGCAGAUUUAAAAAAACAAAACCCAAAGCUUCUAUUUUAUUUUGUGUGGGUUCUUAUACCCUACUCGUCACCAUCGUAUUUGAGCGCUUUGCAGUAGUGCGUUAAGCGAUGUGACUAACAGCUGUCAUGUGUGUGUUCUCUCCCCAAUAGAAAGUUGGGUGGCUUUUUAAUAAAUAUGUGUUGCGAUGUAUUUAUCUUAGAGAAGGCACUUAGAGAGGUGAGUAGUGAGGUUAGUGAUGGUCGUUAGUUCCUUGAGAAGUUCAUUCCACACUUUCACACCUGUCCCCAACACACUUCCCCACACAACAAGCUUUACUUUUGUUGAAGAGAGUUCAAUUGUGCCAGGAGAGUAUAAUUGUCAACCACUGUUUUCAUCCUGGAGCUUUAGGCAAACUUUUGAUGUGAUUGUGGUAGCCUGUGUUGCUGAGGAGACACUCUGCAGCGUUUUGUACUAGUUGGAGUUUCCUAAAUGUUGAAGGUUUUGUGCCUAGGUAUAUAACGUUGUAGUAUAGCUGAGAGGUGUCAAAGAUAUGAAUAAAUAAAGCCAGAUCUCCAUCUGUUGGGAUGGAGCAGAGUCUCAUAGCCAAUUGGAGAUGAUAGAAGGCAUUACUUGUGGAUGCUGCUGUGUGAGAGCUUUAGCAUCAGUGAGGAAUCGAAGUGUAGUCCUAAGCUAUGGAGUGAAUUGGCCAGUUGCGGGUGUGUACUUUCAACCAACAGAAGCUGCACUACAGCUACAAACUCUCCAAAAUGCUUCCCUUUACCCAUUAGCAUCACUUCUGUCUUUCAGAUUCAGCCAGCUGCUCUUUAUCCAUGAGCUGAUAUCACUUAUAUUAUGGGCCAUCUUGACGAUAGCAGUGUGGUCAGGUGUAGAGAAUAAGUAUAGCUGUGUGUCAUCUAUAUACUGCUGACACUAAGGUCUGUUCACCUAAUGGCUGCAUGCAGAUGUUGAAAAGGACUGGAGAGAGAAUUGAUCCUUGUGAGGGUUCUAAUGGUGGAAGUGGUUUCCAUUCACUGCUUUUUGGGGUGUCUGUCCAUCAGAGUGGAUAAAAAUCAAUGAUUAUUUUUAAUAAAAAUAUCAGUUUUUUUUAUUUAAAUCAGAUUUUUUUGGUAAAAUGCUUUUUGGGGAAAAAACCUAUUUAAAGAUAGUUUUCAUUAAGAUACAUUAUAGCUCAAAGAUAUCUCAUCAUGGAGUAGGGAUUAUAAAUUCUAAUUCUAUAGUAUGAGCCAAUAUAUUCAUGUAAUGUUUAAGAAAAGUUUUGUAAAUGAGUUCCAAUAGUUCAUGGAUUAGAGACCCAGUCUUAUGGGUUCCACAGGCUUCUGUGUAGAUUUCGGUUAAUCUUUCUAUCUACCCAAUGGGACUCAGUGCUCAGUCUAGAAGAUACUAUCAGAGAUGCUUAGUUUUGCAGUUCUCAAAUUGUGGAUUUGUGUCUCCAGAGAUAACAUGCUUGUUAACAGCAAAAUAUGUUUUUAAAUAAAUAAAUAAUAUUUAGAGGUGAGAAAUAACAGACCUCAAUCCUAUUGUCCCUCUGCAAAUUUGUGUACGCAGAGUCAAUCCCUUACGUCUCUCUAAAAGUGCAAAGUUUCAAAAAGCUAAAUGAAUAGAAGAUUGUUGGUGGGGGGAAUAGAUCUGAACAAGGAGAAGAAGUCUGGAGAUAAAUGUGAGACAGGAGGGACAGGCAGUAGAAACAAAAGUGAAACUGUUUGAGCAGCAUGUUCCAGAAGUUUUGAGGUCUUUCUGAGUGUAGCCUUCAUGGAUUUGAGAUCUACCAUACCAUUCUCUCACUAGAAGGGAAAACCUAUAAUGGCAGCAGGACCUAAAAGAGACCCAGUUUGGGAAUAUUUUAAUGUAGUUCCUCUACCUGUGUAGAAUUUGUAUUAAGGUUAUAACAACCAACAAGAAUGCACUUUUAUGUAGAAAUCCAUGAUUAAAUCGAGUCUUCCUGACUAAAUCAUGAUUUAAAUCAAAUCCACCCUGCUCUCCAGGAAGGACUGUCAUCAUUUUAGUGCAUUCCCCAGGACUUCUGUCACCUCUCUCAACUUGCAUACCUUCUUUACGCUGAAGCUAAAAUGGGCAAAAAAACCUUGGAGGCGGAGGGGAGGGAGAAUCUCAUGCAGCUCUUUAUGCUGCUUUUGCCACUGCUCAAGUAAAAGGAAUACUUUGACUGCUAUGUAGCUUUAUUUUUUCCAAUGUCUGAUCUUUUUAUUUUGUUUGAAUUGGGGGAUAUUGACAGCAGUUCUGAAAGUUCCAUUUAUGCACGUGAUUCUAUAGGAAUUUUAAAAAGUACUCUUUAUAGUUUAAAGGGUGAUUUGUGAUGUUUGUUAUUUGACUCUUGGAUCCAAAUAGCCUGAAUGCUAAUGAAACGCAUUUUCAAUUUGUCUGCAAUUUCAGAGUCAAAUGGAAGAGCUGUCUUCCUUGGCCACAGAAAGUCGUCAUAGCAACCAAACCAUCUGGUUUGGCCAUUACCCCACUUCAACAAUCAUCUCCCCAUCCUCGGGAGUACGAAUGGUAAUGAGCUCUGCCACAGCCUAUUUGUGUGGGCACCUCCAUACAUUGGGUGGACUGAUGCCAGUCCUGCAUAGUCGGCACCCUCAGGGCACUCUGGAACUGGAGCUGGGAGACUGGAUGGAAAAUAGGAAGUACCGGAUCCUUGCAUUUGAUCAUGACCUCCUUAGCUUUGCAGAUCUGAACUUUGAGGAGUGGCCAGCUGUUCUCAUCACCAACCCCAAAUCGUUACUUUAUAGCAGUUCUACUCAUGAACCAUUAGUGAAAAUUCUUCACUCCACCCACAUCAGAAUUUUGAUCUUCUCUCCUUCUUUCAUCACCUCUGUGAAGGUCAGUAUUGAUGGAGUUCAUUUGGGGGAUGCUCAUCAUGUGUCUGGUCCUCUCUACGUACUGAAGUGGAACCCUCAAAACUAUAGUGAAGGGUUACAUCACAUAGAUGUAACUGUCCAGGAUGCCAUUGGGAAGAGCAGCACUCAAGGUCAUACAUUUGCUGUGAAUGAAAACCUCUCUCUUAGAUUUGGCUUCUUGUCAUCUCUCAUUCUCCUUACAGACCACUACAUCCUGGCUCAAGUACUGUUUGGGCUGACUGUUCUUGCUCAGAUCACCUUGCUUCUUAUUUUCAGGUACCUUAGAAAGCCAACACUUAAAGGACCCCCAGGAUUAGUAAUGCUGACCUCCUUUUCACUUCACGUCUUGAGCAAAACAAACACCUUCUAUUACUCUGUUCUGAUACUGAGUUUGUAUACAGCUCUGGGACCUUGGUUUAUUGGCGAGGUGAUAGAUGGCCAGAUGGGCAUCUGUUUUUCCUUUGGGGUAAUUGUUGGUGGACAUUUCCUGCAAGGCAGCUUGACAUUUGUGGUUGGAAUUUUACAGGUGAUAUUUUUUAACUUGCCUUUGAUGGCUUACCUGUGCUGGUGCCUGUUGCUACGAUGCCAGGGGCAUAGCUUCUGCUCUCAUGUCCGUCAUGUCAGGCACUUCCUGGCUGUGACAAUCCACCUAACCAUGCUGCUCCUGCUGGCCUGGCAAAUCUAUUCCUGUUACUUCCUGCAAUGGACCUAUGGAACUCUGGCUUUCUUCCUCUCCCCAAUGAAGACCUGGUUGGUGGUGCUGACUCUAGUUCUGAUCCAUAAAUCCUGGACACUGAGCUCUUCUGAGCUGAGAACUUACAUAGUGGAAAUGAAAAACUGUCAGAGCUCUUGAUGCCUGAUGAAGGUAUUCAAAGUUCUUUUGAGUUAAGCUGUGAACUGCACGUUUGUAUGGCUGCAUUUCAGUAUAGCCCAAGCAAUUAAAUGGUAAAAUCUGAAGCUGUCCCUGAAUUGCUUCAGAACUUUGUGGUAAUGGGGUUUUCUGUGGUACAGAAUGGACCUGUGUGUUUGACAGAUGGAAUUAUUUCCUGAUUACUGAAUGAAAAAAAUGUUGUAAUUGAUUAAAUUCCUAAUUUUAUAACAUUGGAAAAAAUUCAGGAGUGGAUCUUUAUAAUGCGUUAUUGGAACUGUGCUGCUAUUUAUUUAUUUCAGUGUUUACACAUGGGCCUACAAAACCACUCAGUGUGAUUGGAUGUCGUUAAAGACAGUACUGACCAUAACAAAGGUCUGCAAUCGUGGCCUUCACACUAGGUGUCACUGUGGUUUGUGCUAAAAACACUUAUUAAUGUGUAUAAUGCUGUAAUGUAUAUCAGCAACUCAAAAUCUAAUUGUAAUGUGUGUGUCUAAGUCCUGCUCUAUUCUUCUUCAGACAGUGUUAAAGAGAGGCAGUGUGCUCUGUCUUUGCCUUUUCUCUCCCAACAGUGACCCACACCUGCCUAAUGAAAGAGCAGUGUUGAUUGGUGUUAAAGGUAGGCUCUGUGAUGGUCAGAGUGGGGAAUCAUAGCAGAGAACAACGGAGGUAGGAUUCUUCAGGGAUGAAAGAUCUAAGUGGAGCAGUGUGGCCAAUGACUAGGCACAGGAGUGGGAGUCAGGAAACUGGUUAUGUGACAUGCUGUGUGAUCCAGGGUAAGUCGUUGAACUUUACUGUUCAGUUUCUCCAGCUGGUGGAUAUAAUAUACUUUGAGAUUUAUGGAUAAAAACCAUGAAGUGUUUCAUAUUUAUAGACUAUCCCUUCCUUCCUCCAUCCCUCCCGGAAUCAGAAAGAGGAAUAGUGUAGGUACAGGAUUAGACUUGGGAAGUCCCUAAUGCUAAUCUCAGCUCUGACUCUUUGGAUAUGUGUCUACACUUCCACCUGGAGAUGUCAUUCCCAGCUCAAGGAAAAAGAAGAACCGGAGUACUUGUGGCACCUUUCGCUUAUGCUCUAAUAAAUUUGUUAGUCUCUAAGGUGCCACAAGUACUCCUGUUCUUCUUUUUGCAGACUAACACGGCUGCUACUCUGAAACCAGCUCAAGGAGCCAUUCUAGUGCUCUCUCUUAUUGAGCUAGCGCACUUAAAAAUAGAACGUAGCUGCAGUGGUGUGAGCAGUGGCAGGGGCUACCCUCUCUGGUUUUAAGCAUGCGAGCUCUCAUUGAGCUAGCACGGUGUGUCUCAACAAGCUUAGAAUGAUAUCCUCAGCUCGAAGUGUAGACAGACCCUUUGUUUAUGUCUUUGGACAGCCACUGUGCUUCUUCAAGUCACUUUUCCCUAUCUUUAAAGUAGAGAGAAUACUUACAUGGGGCUGUUGUGAGAUGCAAAAUUUAAGUAACUUGAACAUGCUAACUAGUAAGAGCACGGAUCUCAUCUACACAGGUGGUGUGAGGUUUUUUGCUUGUGUUCACUAAAGAAUCUCCUAAUUCAAACCAAAAAAAAGGAGUAAAUGAAGUAGAAUGUAUAGAAAAAUAAUUAAUAGAAUUUGGGGGAAAACACUUUUUAAAAAAACAUGGAAUGGUUAUUUCUAAAACUUGACACUUUUCUGUCUGUUAAUGUUUUUCUCAAUGAUUGGCACUACCGAGGGGAGGGAGAAGGUAAUAUAAAGAAAUCUGAGGAAUCAGUUGUACAUGUGGAACGUGGUGUUUUGCACACAGUUUACAGCAUACUUUCCACAGCUUACCACAGCUCACCAGUGCUGCUAUGUAAAUCAGCCACCAAAAUUAAGAAAGUUUACAGGUCCAGAAACAAAACCUACCUACCAUGAGGAAUAAUGAAAAUCUAAUGAUCUUUUUACUCAUUGUGCAAAGCCGCACAACUAAUACUUUUAUCAGAUUAGGGAGAACAGGAAGUGGUGGUAUGACAUUUCUGCUCUAUAUCCUGUGGCAAGACCCUGCUCUGAGUUGACCUUGCUUUUAUUUUCAUUACAACUCAAUAAAACCUUUAUGGAUUCAA